Molecule: messenger RNA, 546 nt
Organism: Ogataea philodendri
Lineage: Eukaryota; Fungi; Ascomycota; Pichiomycetes; Pichiales; Pichiaceae
Exons: 1
Coding region: 1-546 (181 amino acids)
Source: RefSeq, a predicted model, not a curated record
AUGGAAACGGCACCUUCGUCAUUCUUGUUCAUCACCUUGGCAACUGCAAGCUCGAAAUCUUCCUGUGUAACAUGUAUUCUUCUUUCUCUCAAAGCGUACAUUCCGGCUUCGGUACAGACACCUUUAAUCUCGGCACCCGAGCAGCCGUUCAUCUUCUCGGCAAUCUUCAUCAGAUCAAUACCUCUGGUGAGGUUCAUGGAUCUGGAGUGGAUCUUCAAAAUGUCUGUUCUAGCAUUCAGUGUUGGAGGAGGGAACUCGAUCUUUCUAUCUAUUCUUCCUGGUCUCAAAAGAGCUGGGUCCAGAAUGUCCAACCGGUUGGUUGCCAUGAUGAUCUUGAUAUCCUUGGUCGACUCGAAACCGUCCAAUUGGUUCAACAGCUCCAACAUUGUUCUUUGCACCUCAGAGUCUCCUCCGCCCGAGGAGCUCUCCACUCUGGAAGAUCCGAUGGAAUCGAUCUCGUCCAUGAAAAUGAUCGAUGGCGCGUGUUCUCUUGCCAUAACGAACAGUUCUCUCACCAUUCUGGAACCCUCACCGAUGUAUUUCUGA